AUGUUGAAAACUUUAAUUUCCCACCAACAUAUUCCUGCUAUUAAAUACUUCAACCCAACCCGCGAUUCCCAGAGCAGGGCCUUUUCCUUUUUCUUCCAGCAAAAAGUUUUUGAAAUCUUUAAACAACUCAUCAUGGCGCCUGCCGAUCUUUACGACAAUGGGGACUACUUGUACGAUGGAAACGACUACGACGAGGGUCAGGAAGAGCAACUGAGCCCUGAGGAUAAGGCUGCCAUGGAGCAAGGCACUGCUGACGUCAAGAAGUCGCUCGGGGCCAAUGCAAACAAAGUCACCAUUCAACAAAUUGAAGAGGCCCUUUGGCAUUAUUAUUACGACGUGGACAAGUCGGUAGCUUAUUUGAACAAGACAUUCAUUGCCCCGCCACCAAAAGUCUCUCAGAAAACACCACCGGACACGGGGAAGAAAACGGGCCCUUCUGCUAAGAAGAAGGCGUCUCCGGCGGCGAAAAAGCCACAGAAGAGUGACGCGACGAUAAAAGAAGCGGAUGUGGAACAGGAUCUUUCCAACCUGAAAGUGGGCGAUGUACCUCUUCCCAAGAGUAAAGGCCUGGACGUUGUAAAAGAAUACAAGAGCAGCAAUAGUAAAAAGAGCAUCAGCUUUGUUGUCGUCGGUCACGUUGACGCCGGCAAGAGCACGCUGAUGGGCCGCCUAUUGCUGGAGCUAAAGUAUGUUCAAGAGCGAACCGUCAACAAUUACCGAAGAAAAGCAGAAAAGUCUGGAAAGCAGUCGUUUGCUCUGGCGUGGGUCUUGGACCAGAGAACAGAAGAAAGAGAGAGAGGGGUUACAAUUGACAUUGCCACCAAUCACUUCGAGACGCCGAACACGAGGUUCACCAUUCUAGACGCUCCUGGUCAUCGAGACUUUGUGCCCAAUAUGAUUGCAGGUGCUAGUCAAGCCGACUUUGCUAUUCUUGUAAUUGACGCAAAUACGGGUGCUUACGAGAAAGGCCUCAAAGGCCAGACAAGGGAGCACGUCUUGUUACUCCGCAGCCUCGGCGUGCAGCGUUUGAUUGUCGCUGUCAACAAGCUCGACAUGGUCGGUUGGUCUAAAGAGCGAUUCGACGAAAUCUCACAGCAAGUCACCGGAUUUCUCGCCGGUCUAGGAUUUCAACACAAGCUGAUAAGCUUUGUUCCGAUUUCGGGUCUCAAUGGGGACAACAUCGCUACCAAAACCACGGAGGCUGCCGCCGCCUGGUAUCAGGGGUCAACUCUUAUCGAGGCUCUGGAGGCCACAGAGCCUUCGUCGUCGCGGGCAAUCUCCAAACCAUUCCGCAUGACAAUUUCCGAAGCUUUCCGGUCUCAACAAGGCACCACGACACUUGCUGGCCGUAUCGAUGCUGGAAAUAUACAAAUCGGCGACCGGGUCCUGGUGCAGCCCAGUGGAGAAUCGGCUUAUAUCAAGUCAAUAAUGACAGAUGCCGAGUCUCAAGAAUGGGCAGUUGCUGGCCAGAGCAUCAGCAUCGCUUUGACUGAUAUAGACCCCAUUCACAUUAGAGUGGGUGAUAUCCUGUGUGGUGUAGCGAGCCCCAUCAGCGUCGGGGACACGUUCACCAUGAAGGCCAUGGCAUUUGAGCAUCUCAUGCCGAUGCCGGUGGAUUUACACCGUGGUCGCUUACAUGCAGCUGGGCAAAUACAAUCAAUACCUGCAACGCUCAACAAGGCUACGGGCGAGAUUGUCAAGAAGAAGCCAAAAGUUGUUCAGCCAGGAGAAGUGGCCCGAAUAACGGUCAAAUUGGCCUCCAAAGUUCCCUUGGAGAAGGGUCAAAGGGUCGUUGUUCGAAGUGGAGGAGAGACGAUCGCUGCUGGCUUGUUGGAGUAA
Ustilaginoidea virens is the source of this 1839-nucleotide messenger RNA. RefSeq lists its product as uncharacterized. Gene Ontology annotation, biological process: translation. The coding region runs from base 1 to 1839 and encodes 612 amino acids. The record is from RefSeq and is a predicted model, not a curated record. Gene Ontology annotation, molecular function: GTPase activity; GTP binding. The transcript has 4 exons. Lineage: Eukaryota; Fungi; Ascomycota; Sordariomycetes; Hypocreales; Clavicipitaceae.